This is a messenger RNA of Linum tenue, 1839 nucleotides long. The record is from the annotation of a GenBank genome assembly. NCBI's taxonomy places the organism in Eukaryota, Viridiplantae, Streptophyta, Magnoliopsida, Malpighiales, Linaceae.
AUUUCUCACAUUAUCGAUAUUUUAUUUCCCAUUCUCUCCUCCUUACCCCGACACCAAAAAGUCUAAUCCCCACCUUCUUUCCUCUUCCCUUUCUCCGAAGCUCUCUUCUCCGCGGCAAAAAUGGCGGGUCGGAAACCGGACGGCAACGGCCGCGGCGCCGGCGGAGUCCCAUGCGAUUUCUGCAGCGACCAGCUCGCCGUUCUCUACUGCCGAGCCGACUCGGCGAAGCUCUGCUUGUUCUGCGACCAGCACGUCCACUCCGCUAACCUCCUCUCCCGGAAGCACAUCCGCUCCCAGAUCUGCGACAACUGCAGCUCCGAGCCGGUCUCCGUCCGCUGCGCCACCGAUAACCUGGUCCUCUGCCAAGAGUGCGACUAUGACGCUCACGGCAGCUGCUCCGCUUCUCACGACCGCGCUUCUCUCGAAGGCUUCUCCGGCUGCCCCUCCGCCCUCGAGCUCGCCGAGAUUUGGGGCUUCGAUUUCGCCGAGAAGGAGAAGUCAGUGGUGUCGCUGGAGGCUCCGAUUGGCGGCGGAUUGCAGGACUGGAUGGCGCAAAUCGAGGGUUGGAUGUGCGUUUCACAGGACGGAUUCAGCUUCCCGGAUUUGACAGUUCCCGUCGGCAACGCCCCGAUUUUCGGUACUGGCGGCGAGAAGAAGCAAGGGACUGGUGGCUCUAGUUGCGGGAGGUACAAGCAGGUGAUAUAUAAGCAGCUGGUGGAGCUGUAUAAGCGAGAUUUGGUUUCAGGCGGCGAAGGCGGAGAGAUUCCGGUGUCGGAUACGCCGAGCAGGAAUUGCUGGGAGGGAACUAAUCAGGCUAACGGAAUUGAUCCAGACUGCGGUGGCGAGGGAUGGGAGCAAAAGGAACCGCCGAUGCCACCGUUCUCGUGUUUGCUUAACGAAUUGCCACCGCCGGCGGAAGCAGAAUCGAAAGCCACCACCACUACUGAUCGAUUCGUCGGAGUGAGCACACUGUGGAAUGGUAACAGUAACAGUAACCAGAACAACAGUAACAAGCCCGCCGCUCACGGUACUACACAGAUAUGGGAUUUCAAUUCAGGACAGUCGAGGAACCAAGAAGAUGAUGGUGGCUUGGAGGGAGGCUACGGCGUAGGCAAUCAAGCAGGUUUCUCCAUUAAGGGUAUCGGCGAGUUGAUCAAAGAAUCAUCAGUGGCGGGGGAUACAUACCAAUUUGAUUGUUCCUCCAUUAGACACGAAGACAUGGUCUCCUUCACCAAGAAGAAGUCGAACAACCCAACAAUGAGCCAAGGUGCAGCAACGACGUCAGAGAGCAACAACAACCACCAUCCGCUGUCAACAAAGGCGUCCUUCAAGAAGGCCUCUUCCGGGGAAGGGAGCGCUGUUGCUACGUUGGCCCCUGGAGGUGGGAGCAAGGUAGUGGAUGUGGUAGUGAUGGCGCAGAACAGAGGGAAUGCAGUGCAACGGUAUAAGGAGAAGAAGAAAACACGAAGAUUCGAUAAGCACAUACGGUAUGAAUCGAGGAAGGCUAGAGCUGAAACGAGGAAGCGAGUGAAGGGACGGUUUGUGAAAACCACCGAUGCACCAUAGAGUUGAGAUUGGAGCUUCUAUGUAGAACAAGGGUUCUUCUUUUCCUCUUCCUUUUCUGUUGUACUUGAUAGAUGAUAGAACAAGCAUGUUGUACAUAUACUUAUGAACGGCAAACAGGCAAAAGAACAGUUCUUUCUUCUUCUUCUUCUUCCUGCUGUGUGUGGCUUUGUUUUCUUCCUUCUCCUAGCUGACUGUUUCUGGGCAUAAUUUUCAUCAACAAUCUUGCCACGUGGGCUGUCUCCAUAUUCAUUAUUGAGUACUGAGUUUUUGUGG